Messenger RNA from Penicillium argentinense, 1209 nucleotides. Its product is annotated as cobalamin-independent methionine synthase II family protein. The coding region runs from base 1 to 1209 and encodes 402 amino acids. Gene Ontology annotation, molecular function: 5-methyltetrahydropteroyltriglutamate-homocysteine S-methyltransferase activity; zinc ion binding. NCBI's taxonomy places the organism in Eukaryota, Fungi, Ascomycota, Eurotiomycetes, Eurotiales, Aspergillaceae. The transcript is spliced from 2 exons. The record is from RefSeq and is a predicted model, not a curated record.
AUGGUCCGUCAACUUCACCAGCGACCCCCCUUCCGUGCGGAGCACCUGGGCUCCCUGCUUCGUCCCCAGGAACUGCUGGACACAAAGAUCGCCUCUGAGAAGGGCGAGGUUCCCCAGAGCCAGCUCGCUCCCGUCGAGGACAAGGCCAUCAACGAUAUCGUCGAGACCCAGCAAAAGCUCGGCUAUGCCGCCAUCUCCGACGGCGAGUACCGUCGUCACAUGUUCUGGGGUACCUUCUUCCCUGGUCUGGAGGGCUUCGACGAGGUCACCGAUUUCGAGACUGACAUCUUCCGUCCCUAUGCGCCCGAUAUCGCUGCCUUCCUGGAGGCCGGCCACAAGCCUGGCGAGACCGUUCUCUGCACUGGCAAGAUCAAGCACGUCGGCAGCACCUAUGUCGACCAGUUCAAGUACCUGGCCAGCCGUGUGCCCCAGGACCAGGUCAAGAACCUGAAGAUCACUCUGGCCGCUCCCAACUGGUACCACCUGCGCUACCGUGAGGGAAAGGCUUACCCCAAGGAUGUGUACAGCUCCGAUGAUGAGUAUUUCGGCGACAUUGCCAAGGCCUACCAGGUCGAGCUGAAGAUCCUGUACGAUGCUGGCUGCCGCAACGUGCAGUACGAUGACCCCAACCUGGCUUAUUUCUGCUCUGAGAAGUUCCUGAACGGCUUCAAGGAGGACAAGGGCAAUGUUUACUCCGCGGACGACAUGUUCCAGAAAUACAUCAAGCUGUACAACGACAGCUUCAUCGGCCUGCCCGAGGACAUGCACGUCGGUGUGCACCUGUGCCGCGGCAACUUCGUCGGCAGCCGUCACUUCUCUGAGGGUGGCUAUGACCGCAUUGCGAUCAAGCUGUUCCAGGAGCUGAAUGUCCACACUUACUACCUGGAAUACGACACUGAGCGUGCCGGUGGCUUCGAGCCCCUCAUGCACCUGCCUCCUCACAAGAACGUCAUCCUGGGUGUUGUCACCAGCAAGUUCGCCACCAUGGAGGACAAGGAGGAGAUGAAGCAGCGCGUCAUCAACGCCGCCAAGAUCAUCGCUGAGGGCAACAACAUCUCGGUCGAGGCCGCUCUCAACCAGGUCGGUGUCAGCCCGCAGUGUGGUUUUGCCUCCCACCGCGAGGGCAACGCCAUCGACUGGAACGGCAUGAUCAACAAGCUGCAGCUUGUCCGUGACAUUGCCAACGACAUCUGGCCCAACCAGCCUUGA